GUAGCAUCGUCACCUAUAGACUUGGAGUGCAUCAGACGGACAGGGUUGCCCGUGCUCAAUACUGGAGAAAGCAGGCAAGAUGAGUGCGCAAUACAGUGGCAAUGGGCCGGGAGGGGGGCCCAGCUCGUCCGCGAAGGGUAGAUGCGAAGAUGCCGGUCCGCUCAACAAGCUGUCCGGAGCGCUGGCAAGCACCAAGGCUUAUCUCACACCGUUCGCAUCGGCGACCGCACAGUCAUCUUCAGCUGUGCGUGAGGGCCAUCAGGCGGAAGCGAACAAGCUCCUCGCCGACAUCGCGCCGCAUAUCAUGCGACCGCGAAUGCUGCAAGCUGCUGCCGCCGCGAGCGCUUCAAUCUCCAACGCUUCCCACUCGUCCAACAUGCUUGGGCUACAGUCGGGCAGCCUGCGCCUAACUAACCCUGGACGAUCAUUGGUGCGAUUCGGAAACAUGGUCCGACACGGCCCCAUCACUUCGACCGACUUGCGCAUCCAAGAGGCAUCCGAUCAGAUUCUGCUAACAGCUGCCAUGGGCGAUGUGGAGGAACCAACCGGCAUCGCUGCCGAAGUAUCGCUCCUGCGAGGAUAUCAGGCAACUAUCCCUUCAGCCCUGGAAGGCAAGAGCAGGCGAAGAAAGGCACGAGGGAGAGACGCGCCGCACAUGGGUCUUAAGUCAAUGGGCAAUUCUGCUCGCGGGCUGCUGACUGACGGCGACGCGGCCGAAUCGCAAAGAGAUGUGUCCAUUUCACGGGAAGCGCGCAAAGCACGGAGAUCUGCCGCUGCAAAGGGCAAAGAGAUUCCAUUGUCAGAGGAGGAGCUGCAGGAGCAGUUAGGUGACAUCUUGACAGACAAGGAAAAUCUGAGCGUCCGCAGGAUGCUGCUCAACUCAGAAAUGUCCGAGCUGGAGGCCAAGAUCGCUGCGCUAGAAAAUGUCAAGCAUGGGUUGCACUGCAGCCUGGUCGGUCUGCAGGAGGAAGAGCUGGAGCUCAACGACGAGUUCGAGGGCGUGUCCGAAUCACUUGAGUUGCUGAAAUACCGCAAAACAAUGCCAGGAGGGAACGCGAAAAUGUCGAUAACCAGCACUUCCGCCACAUCGAAUCAUGGAAGUCCUGGGAAUAAGGGGACUGUCAAGCGGAAAAAGGGACCUCUCUUCUUGCCAAGCGAACACGACGAUCUGCCCCCGGGUGUCGCAUUUAUGACGUUGACCGGGCACACCGCACCGCUCACAGCGCUCGACUUCUCUGAGCCAUAUGGCACGUUGGUUUCGUCUGCUAGCGACGAUUCCGUACGUGUCUGGGACUUGACAGUUGGAAGCGAAGUAGGGCGACUACGCGGGCACUCCGGGUUUGUCAAGUGCCUGCAGGUGGAAGAUGAGCUGUGCAUCACUGGCUCGGCAGACAGCACGCUGAAGUUGUGGGAUCUGCGACGGGUGGAAGACUACGAGGCGCGAUUGUCGCUUGCUCAGCAAGGCGAUGUCUCCUAUCAGAAUUUGAACGAGCUGGCGGAAGGUCGAGUCGACGCGGGAGACGUCACGGAUGAUCCGUAUAACCCAUGCUUGCGCACGCUCGAGGGGCACAGUAAAGCUGUCACGGCGCUCUACUUUGACGACAACUGCCUCGUCACUGGCGCUUCUGACAAGACGCUCCGUCAGUGGGAUCUGAACACUGGACAGUGUGUCCUGACGAUGGACAUCCUCUGGGCCAUCUCGAAUCCAGCAUCCACACAGUCUCUCUCCUCAUCAAUGAUGCUCGACGCAUCCAACAGUGGCUUUCUGCCCAUAUCGCCACGGGCCAGCAUGCUCGGCUCACCAUCUCUCCGCGCUUCAAGUGUGUUCGGUGGCAGCGGCGCCGGUAACAACAGUGCAAGCGUAAAUGCCAUGAUGGGCAGCAUGGUCCUUCCCUCCGUGACAGGCGGCAACUUUUCGCAUCCCACUCCAGCGUACGCCGACGGAAGCUGGGAGAUGUACCAGGACUUUGUUGGCGGUGUACAGUUUUGGGGCUACGCACUUGCAAGUGGCAGCGGCGAUGGCGGCGUGCGCAUGUGGGAUAUGCGCACGGGGCAGGCGCAUAGGACAUUGCUGGGACACACUGCACCGGUCACAUGCUUGCAGUUCGACGAGACUUAUGUCAUCUCGGGCAGCUUGGACAGAUCAAUCAAGAUUUGGGACCUGCGAACUGGUGUCAUAUCAGACACGAUCAAGUACGACUAUCCAGUAACAUCACUUCAGUUCGACAGUCGCAAGAUCGUCGCAACGACUGGCGAGAACGGCGUGAACGUCUACAAUCGCACCACUCUGCAACACUCGACGCUUUCUUUGAAUGGGCACACUGCGCCCGUCGAGCGGGUACGCUACAUGGAUCGCUACGGCGUUUCCGGCGGGAAGGACAACCUCAUCAAAGUGUGGGCGAUGUAGUCUUUGCCUCCGGCCUGACAUAGAGGCGCUUCUAGGAAAAGCUGUGUGACCUCUACGACCGAUAGCUUGCUUGUAGGCAGCCGGCGAUCGCGCCCACAUGUGCAGGCUUGGUUUUGCGUGAUGUAGCUCUCGCAUCCUAGUGCGCUUGGUUGCUAUAGUAUUGAAUGG
This is a messenger RNA of Tilletiaria anomala UBC 951, 2575 nucleotides long. RefSeq names its product WD40 repeat-like protein. The transcript is spliced from 5 exons. Gene Ontology annotation, biological process: negative regulation of transcription by RNA polymerase II. Gene Ontology annotation, molecular function: protein binding. The coding region runs from base 80 to 2407 and encodes 775 amino acids. Gene Ontology annotation, cellular component: transcription repressor complex; nucleus. Lineage: Eukaryota; Fungi; Basidiomycota; Exobasidiomycetes; Georgefischeriales; Tilletiariaceae. The record is from RefSeq and is a predicted model, not a curated record.